AUGGGCAGAACAGUCAAUACUGCGAGGCGAGCGCCUCAUAGUGCUAUUAUACUCUACGGACGAUCUAGAGCUUCAAUUGACUCUACAGCAAAUAAAACUACCCAGACGGCAUCCGAUCUACCAUCCGAUAACCGUUCACAAACCCAGUCGUCUUCCAAUGAAAAGAAGGAGUCGUUGGAAAAGAGGACAAUCACGAACAAGACUUAUUUCAAACCAACUUAUGUCCAAGAAAAGGCUACCGCACAAACUGUGGCAAGUAUGGCUGUGGAUGUUUUAAGCCUAUUUGAGCAGGUACCGUACGUGAGCGUUAUAACUGGUCUUAUCGAGCAGAUUAUCAAGAUAUCUGAUGAAAUUGAAUCCAACAAAGAUAGAAGCAAACAGCUUAUAGCAAAAGUGAUGAUCUAUGCCAAAGUCGUAUUCGAUGCGCUGUUGGGACUAGAUGAACAGACCGCCAUUGGACUCAAGCACGAUCUGGAAGAUCUUGCAGCAGUCCUUGAAUCUAUCCACGGCGUCCUUCAAGAAAUGACAGGCCCGAACCAAGCAUCGCUUAUUAGUCGCCUGGUGUAUCGGAAUGAAAUAGCAUCCAUGUUGGCCGAGCAAGACCGAAAUUUAGAUACUACAAUUACUGCGUUUCAACUUAAAUGUGCCAUCAUCAAUCGUUCUGGAAAAGAGAGGGUUGAAUCCAAGAUCAAAGAAAUACCAACUCUAUCUCCCGCCGCGAGUGCAAGUCUAACUCUGGGAUUGCGAUCAAAACCUCAAAUUUUCUACGGUCGGACAAAAGAGAUCGAUUUGAUCAUUACCUCGCUUCAGGGCAGUGCAGAUGUAUCGCAAGCCACCGUUUCUCCCCCUAAGCUAUGCAUUCUGGGACCAGGCGGGAUUGGGAAGACAACGCUAGCGCUCUCUGUUGUUCACCACGAACUGGUGGUACGGCAGUAUCAAGAAAAGCGAUACUUUGUGAGCUGUGAAGCCGCCUCCUCUGUCGAACUAUUGCUAAACCAACUUGCGAGCUCCCUGCGGCUUGCAGUGGAGGAACUCAAAGUCAGCCUGCUAGAAGCGAUACUUGCUCAUCUCAGGAAAACGGACUGCUUGCUUGUCAUUGAUAACUUUGAGACUGCAUGGGAUCCCUUACACACCCGUUCUCAAGUAGAGGGUGUCCUCAGCGACAUAUCUGCUCUCCCGACGGUCACCCUUCUAGUAACGAUGCGAGGCUCUCAACAACCUGCUGGUACGCGAUGGACCAACGUUAUUCCCCCUCUUCUGCCCGUCGAUCUCGAAUCAGCUAUUUCCAUCUUCACAGAUAUCUCCCAUAAGAAUGACAAAUAUGCCGUUGAUCUUGUUCGUGCAGUUGAUUGUGUCCCAUUGGCCGUCACUCUUCUUGCGAAUUUGGCUGCCGUUGACGGAGAGACAACGGAAGCAUUGUGGGCUCGCUGGGAGGCAGAACGGACUUCGAUGGUAGAAAAUGGUCAGGACAGGUUAAGCAGCUUGGAGGCAUCGAUUCGGCUCUCUUUGAAUGGCCCGCGUAUGCAAAAGGAUCCCAGUGCUUCUCACUUACUCAGCACGCUUUCACUUCUGCCAGAUGGUGUAUCUCCGGCCACCCUUCUUGCAUGCGAGAAUAAUUUACCAGAGGUUCAGUCGGUCAAAAAAGCCAUAUCUACGCUUCGCCAGAAUGCUCUCAUCUACGAGGAUGCAAAUAAAGACCUACGGAUCUUAAGCCCCAUCCGACUCUUGAUGUGCGCACGGCACCCGCCGUCGAACAAGUGUCGGUCUUUCAUCCACGAGCAUUUUAUUAAUCUGGCACUGAAGGGAACCCAAUAUCAAGACCCACCUACUCGAUCUCAGCUGCAACGCGAAGUGAACAACAUCAGCGCAGUCUUGAUGUACAUGCUGAAUGACUCGAAAGAGAACUUGUUUCGCGUUGUGGAGGCUGUGAUCAACUUUUGCCAUUUCACUUAUGUUGCCGGGUACGGAACGACGCAAUAUCUCUCUCUCGCCAUUGAGAAAUUGGAGAAUGUCAAGCCAGCGACAAUAUCGGCCGAGCCAGCUGUUUUAGCAGCACCAAAACCCAAGAAAGUGUGGCAGCGAUCAUUCGUCGGUUUUGGCCAAUCCAAAGUCGCGAAACCCAUUCCAUCCGUCAUAUCUAAGGACACAGGGGCAUCCGUUGUGCAAAUAGCCACUGCGCUGCAACUCCGUGCCGAUUGCCUGGGCUGUUUUGGCCAAAUCCUUAAUCGUCAGUCUCAGUUUGAUCAGGCUCGAGAAAAAUUUGAGCUAGCGAAGGAAUUGCACAUUCAAUCCGGAGACCAAAGUGCACAUGCGUACGACCUGCUCAAUAUCGGCCUCAUAUAUUCGCGGAAUUUUGACACUCUUCCACAAGCUUUGGACACUGUCAAAGAAGCUCUCAACCUCCACAAUAACCUAGGAGAUGCUACUGGAAAGGCAUACGAUUUAUUAGGUUUAGGUCACGUCUACCAAGAUCUUUGCCAAUUCGAAGAAGCAGAGGACCAAUUUGAACUUGCAGCCCAGAUCUUCAAGGAAUUGGAUGAUCUCCAUGGUCAAGCGGCCGCAAUGAACGGGCUGGGAGCGACACUCGUGUCGGUAUCUGCUUUUGAACCCGCGGCCAAGUACUUCAAAAACGCAAUCAAUCUGUGCCAGAACUUAGGAGAUAUCGUUGGGGAGGCAGAAAAUCUUGGGGGACUUGCAACUACGUUACUCCUUCGAUCUCGCUUUCCAGAAGCCCUCGAGACCAUUGAGCGAGCUUUAGCACUCCGGCAACCGUUCGAAGACCCAGAGCAUCUCCACAUUCUAGGCAGAAUUUUCAUUGCAAUGGAUAGAUAUAAAGAAGCCAAAGCUGCGCUCGAACGCUCUCUUUCUAUCCAAAAGGAUAUUGGAAACACCCGUGGACAGGCCGCCAACCUGCUCUAUCUUGGUUAUAUUGAAUUUGACCAGGGGAGUUGCUCGGACGCACAGGCCCUUGCAGAACAGGCUUUGGCUAUACCCAACAACAGCCUCGUAGAAGCUGACAUCAACAUCCUCCUCGCUAUCACCAACAUCCGACUCUUGAAUUUUUCAGAGGCAAAGGAGAUCCUUGAUGCGUCAGCAGAGGAGUUUACCGAUGCAGGACACACACUCGGUGAGGCGUAUUGUUUGUACACUCAAGGUUUACUAUUCCUUCGCCGAGGUCAAUUUGGAAACGCAGUUGUCGCCUUGGGUGACGCAAUCACUCUUCAUCAAAGAGUAGGGAAUGUCCAGGGCCACGCCGACGACUUGAACAAGAUAUGCGAGGCAUUGCUGUCUAGGGGAAAUAUUGAAGAUGCCAUGACGCUGAGCGCGGAGGCUCUAGCUCUUCAUAUCCAGAUCGGCGACAGACGAGGGCAAGGGGAUGAUUUGCUCAUCCAGGCAUCCCUCUUUCUUGCGCAAGGACGACUUACGGAUGCUGAAAAAUUCGUACGUCAUGCUCUGGAGCUACACAGCGCAGCGGAGUCAAUAUACGGUAUGGCCAAAGACAAUGCUCUCCUUGGUUAUAUCCUCUGGCAACGGAUGCAUGGAACCGAACGCGCUGUACAACAUAUGCAAACGGCAAUGUCCCUUUUUCAACGGCUGGGAGCAGUUGGUGAGAUUACCGAGUGCAAGAAUCAGAUUCUGCAUAUGAAGCAAGAUAUAGCCCUAGAGAAAAUUGAAGUAUCUGCCUGGGUCCCUUUGGAGACAGAUGCUUCCGUUGACUACGACUCGGACGACUCGGGUUAUUAUGAUUUCGACGAUGACGAUGAUGACAAUGAGGGAGAUGGCAAAUCCAAUCCUGCAUGGGUCCCUUUAUUUCCUGUUUAUGUACACUGA
This is a messenger RNA of Psilocybe cubensis, 3831 nucleotides long. RefSeq lists its product as uncharacterized. Gene Ontology annotation, biological process: cell surface receptor signaling pathway. The record is from RefSeq and is a predicted model, not a curated record. The coding region runs from base 1 to 3831 and encodes 1276 amino acids. Lineage: Eukaryota; Fungi; Basidiomycota; Agaricomycetes; Agaricales; Agrocybaceae. Gene Ontology annotation, molecular function: ATP hydrolysis activity; protein binding. The transcript is spliced from 5 exons.